CAAAUUAUGUUAAAAAACCAAACGAGUCAGUCGAGAACAGAAACCCUAGAAAUCGUCCGAGUCGAGUUAAUUCAACCCAGCGCAGCGCCGUCUCGCCCCCCGUGACUCGUCCCGCGAAAAAAACACUUCCGUCGAUUCGUUAGCUCAAACUCCUUACCUCGCCCGCCUCCAAUGUGUUCCCACUUCGCCUCUUCUUCUCCGCUCUAAAAAAGGGCUAAUCACGGUUGCAAAUGGUAUAAGCAAAAUGGCACCAACAACGGGAGUAGUAGACCCUGGAUGGGAGCACGGUGUGGCACUAGACGACCGUAAGAAGAAGGUCAAAUGCAACUACUGUGGGAAGAUAGUCAGCGGAGGGAUAUACAGACUGAAGCAACACUUGGCUCGUGUCUCUGGAGAAGUCACUUACUGCGAUAAGUCUCCUGAGGAAGUGUCUCUCAGGAUGAAGGAGAUUCUGCUACGGUGUCGUUCCGCUAGAAAGCUGAGGCACCCAGAUAACAACAAUGGAACUUCUUGUCAUCAGCUUGAGGAUGAUGAUGAUGAUGAUGUGGAGGAAGAGCGCGGUUUGUCUAGAAGAAGCAAAGGGAAGAAGCAAUGUGGUGGGAGUGUUCUUCUUCUACGGUCUUCAGGGUACGUUGAUCCUGGAUGGGAACACGGUGUUGCUCAGGACGAGAGGAAGAAGAAGGUCAAGUGUAAUUACUGUGGCAAGAUUGUCAGCGGAGGUAUUAACCGUUUUAAACAGCACUUGGCGAGGAUACCUGGAGAGGUUGCGCCGUGUAAAGCCGCUCCUGAGGAGGUUUAUGCCAAGAUUAAAGAGAACAUGAAGUGGCAUCGAGCUGGGAAGAGACAGAACGUGCCUGAUGACGGCGCUUUAACGGUCUCUCAGGAUCCUGAGCAAGAUGAUGAAGAAGAGGAGGAACAUGACUUCUAUGGAAGGUAUAGUAAAGACAAAAGAAGAAGAAGCUUUGUCUCUGAAGCAAGAAGACCAAAGAGAGUGAAAGGUAGCUCGUUUACGUCACCGUCUUCAAGCAGGCAGAUAAGAACAUCAUCAUACACUGCCUGCUCAAGAAGAGAAGUCACUUCCUCAAUCUCCAAGUUCUUCCACCACGUUGGAGUUCCAACAGAAGCAGCCAACUCUCUCUACUUUCGGAACAUGGUCCAACUGAUUGGUAUGUACGGAGAAGGGUACGUUGUCCCCUCUCGCCAGCUGUUCUCCGCUAGACUCUUACAUGACGAGAUAACUACUAUCAAAGGCCACUUGAGGGAGUACAGAUCUUCUUGGAUGGUCACGGGCUGUUCUAUACUCGCAGACGCUUGGAUCAACGCAGAAGGGAAGACGAUGAUCAGUUUCUUGGUCUCGUCCCCUCGAGGCGUCUACUUCCACUCCUCUAUCGAUGCAACUGGGGCGGAAGAUUCUUUAAGCCUUUUAAACUACUUAGACAAACUAGUCGAAGACAUCGGCGAGGAGAACGUGGUUCAGGUCAUCACGCAGAACACAGGAGUGUGUAGAAGCGCUGGAAAGUUACUCGAAGAGAAGAGGAAGAAUCUUUACUGGUCUCCCUGCGCGAUGCACUCAACUGAACUCGUUCUUGAAGACAUCUCAAAGCUCGAACACGUCUCCGAGUGCUUGGAGAAGAGCCAGAGAAUCACAAGGCUCAUCUACAACCAGACCUGGCUUCUCAACCUCAUGAAGAACGAGUUCACGCAAGGGGCAGAUCUUCUCAGAACCGAAACCACCCGCCACGCCUCGGGUUUCGCCACUCUUCAAACCCUCAUGGACCACAAGGCCAAUGUAAAAGCUCUGUUUCAAUCCAACAGCUGGAUUCUAUCAGCAGCAGCCAAGUCAGAAGAGGGGAGAGAGGUGGAGAAGACCGUGUCCAGCGCCGCGUUCUGGAAGAAGGUUCAGUACGUUUUGAAGUCUGUUGAUCCGGUGAUGCAGGUGAUCCGCAUGGUUGGCCACGCUGGGGAGAGACUGUCUUUGCCGUAUGCUUAUGGAUACAUGUGCCGCGCCAAGAUGGCGAUCAAGUCUGUUCACGGGGAUGAUGCGAGGAAGUAUGGACCGUUCUGGCGUGUGAUAGAUUACCACUGGAACUCGUUGUUUCAUCAUCCGCUCUACGUUGCUGCUUAUUUCUUCAACCCUGCUUACAGAUACCGUUCUGAUUUUAUGGCGCAUUCUGAGGUUGUCCGUGGAGUUAAUGAGUGUAUUGUUCGGCUUGAGCCUGAUAAUGCGAGAAGAAUCACAGCAUUGAUGCAGAUUCCGGAAUAUACUUCAGCUAAAGGUGAUUUUGGAACGGAACUAGCCAUUGGGACAAGAACAGAGCUUGAUCCAGCCGCGUGGUGGCAACAGCAUGGGAUAAGCUGUUUGGAACUACAGAGAGUAGCGGUUAGGAUACUGAGCCACACGUGCUGCUCCGUUGGCUGUGAGCCUAAGUGGAGCGUGUAUGAUCAAGUCAACGGUGAAAGCCAGAGUCGUUUCGUGAGGAAGUCAAGGAGAGAUGCGGCUUACGUUCAUUACAACUUACGGCUCAGAGAGAAACAGCUGAAACGGCGGAUGCAUGAUGAUGAUGACGAUGAUGAUGGACCACCACCGAUUAGUCUUAACUAUGUUUUGCUCGAUCGGUUGCUCCCGGACUGGCUCGUGACUUCUGAGAAAGAAGAGGAGGAGAAUUUGCAAGAUGAAGACCGGGACGUGGAGGAGGAGAAUUGUUACGACCAUUAUGGUGAUGGUGAAGAGAAUGUUGAUGUUUACAGUGACGAGGAUUAGUGUUUUACUCUAAUGCUGAUAAAGCGUCCCUAACAUGUAGCAAGCUGCAAGCAAAAUGUGUAUUUUGAAGUUGACCGUUUGAUAUAAAUUAAAAAGUUU
Raphanus sativus (radish) is the source of this 2860-nucleotide messenger RNA. RefSeq lists its product as uncharacterized. The transcript has 5 exons. The record is from RefSeq and is a predicted model, not a curated record. Gene Ontology annotation, molecular function: protein dimerization activity; DNA binding. NCBI's taxonomy places the organism in Eukaryota, Viridiplantae, Streptophyta, Magnoliopsida, Brassicales, Brassicaceae. Bases 245 to 2761 code for a protein of 838 amino acids.